Molecule: messenger RNA, 1080 nt
Organism: Kogia breviceps (pygmy sperm whale)
Lineage: Eukaryota; Metazoa; Chordata; Mammalia; Artiodactyla; Physeteridae
Source: RefSeq, a predicted model, not a curated record
AUGCUCCCAGCAUACGUGCGCUCCCUGCUGCCAGGUGGCACCCACGUCCUCGGGACGCAAGGAUCUGGAGGGACAGGGGAGAGGGUCUGGCUCAGCUCCGAGGAGACCCUCCAGGUCAAACGCUACACGCCUGGGUUUUCCAUUCUGCUCGUGCACAAUUUAAAUCAUCACGACAAGACUGUUUAUUAUCCGGAUCAUCUCUGUGGCAGCAGUGCAAAGGCCAGCGAGAGCCGCCACCAGCAGAGAGGGGGCUUCUGGCCUUUCCCGGGGCCCCAUCCAUCCCGCCGCGGGGCAGCCACAGCUGCACCCACGGCCGGUCACCCGCGCCGGGAUGAGCCGCGAGAGUGCCAGGCCCAGGAUGGGGGGCGGCACGGCCUUUCACAGGGAGAGCCUGGAGGAGAAAAGAGUGGGUACAAGCAGGACAGGGGGCCAGACCCAGAGCCCAGGAGACCCAGAGCCCCGGAGACCCAGAGCCCCGGAGACCCAGAGCCCCGGAGACCCGGAGCCCAGGAGACCCGGAGCCCCGGAGACCCGGAGCCCAGGAGACCCGGAGACCCGGACACCCGGAGCCCCGGAGACCCGGAGCCCAGGAGACCCGGAGCCCCGGGGACCCGGAGCCCAGGAGACCCGGAGCCCCGGGGACCCGGAGACCCGGGGACCCAGAGCCCAGGAGACCCAGAGCCCCGGGGACCCAGAGCCCCGGAGACCCAGAGCCCAGGAGACCCAGAGCCCCGGAGACCCAGAGCCCAGGAGACCCAGAGCCCCGGAGCCCCAGAGCCCAGGAGACCCAGAGCCCAGGAGACCCAGAGCCCAGGGGACCCAGAGCCCCGGAGACCCAGAGCCCCAGAGACCCAGAGCCCAGGAGACCCGGAGCCCAGGGGACCCAGAGCCCCGGAGACCCAGAGCCCCAGAGACCCAGAGCCCAGGAGACCCAGAGCCCAGGGGACCCAGAGCCCCGGGGACCCAGAGCCCCAGAGCCCCAGAGCCCAGGGCAGCUGGAAGCCUUGUUCCUUCUUAUGCCCUUUGUCCUACUUGGACCACCGGCUCUGUCUCAGCAGCUGUUUGCAGACUGGUCAGUAG